Molecule: messenger RNA, 1072 nt
Organism: Durotheca rogersii
Lineage: Eukaryota; Fungi; Ascomycota; Sordariomycetes; Xylariales; Xylariaceae
Exons: 1
Coding region: 228-602 (124 amino acids)
Source: RefSeq, a predicted model, not a curated record
CUGGUCAAGACCUACGUCGUCGCUAUUAACCCUAGGAGACGGCUCUCUUGAAGCUACCGGCUGGUGGUGGCCCCUAAACUGCCCCGCCUUCCCUGGACGGGACACUACCGUCGAGGCUGUCAACUUCCGCCACGAAGAGACUCGUUUGAAGUUGGCGGCACCUACGGUCCCUUCGUAGAAAACCGCGGGUAAACCCUUCAUCGUCUCGGGCCGCCGGCCCCUCCAGCAUGGGCGGCAAUGCUAUCCUGCUUGCCACCAACUCUGGGUAUGAGGUUAUCGGCACUUCUUGGCUUAAGAAAUUCGGCCGUGUAAAGAAGUUCGGCGCUAGCCAGGUCUUCGACUACCACGGUAACACUGUCCAGGACGAGCUGGUCAGCACCUUGAAGGGCAAGAUGGUCGCCAGCUUCCUCGACUGUGUCGGUAGCGUCCUUCGGGCACCCUGCAGCAGGUAUCAAUCAGUCAAGCUGGGUGGCAACAGCGCGAUCAUCUCGACCGAACGCGUCUGGGCCAACCUACUGGAGGUGUCCCUCUGUCGGCACUACACCGAAGGACAACUCAGUCAGUGGGGCUCUCUACAGCACAUUCCUGCCGGCGGUGUUUAAGGCGAACACCUUCUCGUCGGCGCCCGAGCCUCUUAUCAGUGGCAAGGGCGCGGGAAGAUACAGGACGCCGUUGACGCCCCCAAAGGUGGCCGCUCGGCUAGGAGGCCGGUAGUCACGCUGUGAAUGGAAGGAUGCCCCUAUAAUGAAAACUCGAUAGCACGUGCGCGCGACUGUGGCGGAGGGGAGGAGGAGAAGGGCACGGAGGUAGAGCUACUAUAAGUAAUUUAGGACGGGUUUAGCAGUACACUACGAGCGUCGCAUGAAGCUCACCUGCCAUCCGACACGAACCACUCGCGUUGAUGGAUACGUGUGCGUCGUCGGAACAAAAUAUAGUUUAUAUAUGUAGAGGAAGAUGAUUAAAACACCAUACUACUAACUCCCGUCUGGCUUUUCUCCUAUUCCUCAAUAGAUGUACAUAGGUUCCCGUCCAUCACAGCCUAUAUUACGCGCAAUGGGACUUAACCGACCAG